Molecule: messenger RNA, 3035 nt
Organism: Rubroshorea leprosula
Lineage: Eukaryota; Viridiplantae; Streptophyta; Magnoliopsida; Malvales; Dipterocarpaceae
Source: the annotation of a GenBank genome assembly
ACAAACUCCGAGUGGAAGAGAAACAGACAUCAAAGCAGCAGAAGAACGAGAAAACCAACUGCAAUGUUUCGUGGUGCUCACUUUUUUUCUUGAAGUCGCACCGAAUAACCUAUAAUCGGAAGAAGGUUGCGGAAGACGCCGCCAAUGACUAUCACCGUGGCGGUGGCGGCGGUGGUGACAGCUUCGGUUCCUGUCCGCGCACCAUGCGCUAAGCGAGUAGUGGCCGACAUGGUUCCGAACUGGGGGAAAAAACCAAGGCAAAAACAGCAGAAAGUGCGGGUUCUAGGCGAUUUUAGUCAUUUUGGGGAUGCGGUGCGCAAGGACGUGGAGUUCUUGAAGAAGGGGAUCAGGAGAGGGAUGGAGUGGGCGAACGUGGCGUUCCGUAUCCCUCAGGUCACUAAAGCAGUAGAUGACCUCGUUUGGCUUCGAAAUCUCGAGGAUCCUAACUUCUCCAUGGACUCCGAGCCUCCAUCAUGGCCCCAGCCGUACUAUCCAGAACUCUCUAGUUUGGAUUUGCUCAUGGCUGAUCUCAAGGCCUUGGAGGCUUAUGCUGUUUAUUUCUACUAUUUAUCAAAGAAAUGGUCGAAGCCACUUCCUGAAAGCUAUGACCCUCAAGCGGUUGCUGAUUACUUCAGUUGCAGGCCUCAUGUGGUGGCUCUUCGACUUCUUGAGGUCUUCUUGUCCUUCACCUUUGCUGCAAUCAGAAUUCGGAUAUCAAGUUCAGAUAAGGGUGUUGAUGGGAACAUUUCACAGUACAACUUUGGAAUGGUGCUAAAAGAAACAGUGCUGAAGCUUGGUCCCACUUUUAUCAAAGUUGGCCAGUCCCUUUCAACAAGGCCAGAUAUCAUUGGUGCUGAAAUUUCAAAGGCAUUGUCUGAGUUACAUGAUCAGAUUCCUCCCUUCCCCAGGACUUUAGCUAUGAAAAUUGUUGAAGAAGAGUUAGGUUCUCCUGUCGAAUCAUUUUUUAGCCAUAUCUCUCAGGAACCUGUAGCUGCUGCAUCAUUUGGUCAGGUCUACCAAGGAAGAACUCUUGAUGGUUCUAAUGUUGCCAUCAAAGUUCAACGUCCUGAUUUGCAUCACGUGGUUGUACGAGAUAUCUAUAUUAUACGCCUUGGGCUAGGGCUGCUGCAAAAGAUAGCCAAGAGAAAAAGUGACCUUCGUCUAUAUGCUGAUGAGCUUGGGAAGGGUUUUGUUGGGGAACUGGAUUACACAUUAGAGGCUUCCAAUGCUUCUGAGUUUCUGGAAACCCAUUCUCGCUUUACUUUCAUGCAUGUUCCAAAGGUAUUUCACCAUUUAACUCGAAAGAGAGUUUUGACCAUGGAGUGGGUGGUUGGUGACAGUCCAACUACUUUACUCUCACUAACUACUGGUAAUUCCAUUGAUCAUGGCCAUAUGAAUUCUGAGAGACAAAUAUUUGAAGCAAAAAGGCGUCUUCUUGAUCUGGUUAACAAAGGAGUGGAGGCAUCGCUUGUUCAGCUCCUUGAAACAGGCUUGCUACAUGCUGAUCCACAUCCUGGAAACUUGCGCUACACAGUGUCAGGACAAAUAGGGUUUUUGGACUUUGGUUUGCUCUGUCGGAUGGAGAGGAGGCAUAAGUUUGCUAUGCUUGCUUCCAUUGUGCAUAUAGUAAAUGGUGAUUGGCAAUCCCUUGUUAAAGCUUUGACUGAAAUGGAUGUUGUAAGGCCAGGAACCAAUAUCCGGCGUGUUACCAUGGAUCUAGAAGAUGCCCUGGGUGAGGUAGAAUUUAAAGAUGGGAUUCCUGAUGUGAAGUUCAGUAGGGUUCUGGGUAAAAUAUGGUCUGUAGCCCUCAAGUAUCAUUUCCGCAUGCCACCCUAUUACACCCUUGUCCUCCGUUCUCUUGCUUCCUUGGAAGGUUUGGCUUUAGCUGCAGACCAAAAUUUUAAGACAUUUGAGGCUGCAUAUCCUUAUGUUGUCCAGAAACUUCUCACUGAAAAUUCAGCUGAAACGAGGAAAAUUUUACAUUCGGUGAUUUUUAGCAGAAGGAAGGAAUUUCGUUGGGAGAGGCUCAACCUUUUCCUUAGAGUAGGUGCAACUAGGAAGAGUUUGCAGAAGUUGGUAGGGUCAAGCUUUGAAACUUCCACCGUGUAUGCUACAGAUAGAACAAAUGGUGUAUUUGAUGUUGCAUAUUUGAUGUUGAAGCUUUUACCAUCUAAAGAUGGUGUUGUGCUGCGUAGGCUCCUAAUGACUGCUAACGGAGCUUCAUUAGUACGGGCUAUGGUUUCCAAAGAAGCAGGUUUCUUUCGUCAUCAACUUUGCAGAAUCAUUGCUGACGUACUGUAUCAAUGGAUGGUUGUAGCUCUUGGACUUGGUGCGAGAGCAACCCAGUAUAGCUCCCAGGUGAGACUGGCUGGUGGCUCUGGCAACAUAGAGGUAGGUCCAUCUUCUCGAUUAUCCAAUCCCAACUAUGACUAUCAAUCCCUCUUGAGGGAUAGACGAUUCAAGGUGAUUUUCUUGAAGAUCUUGGACUCAACUAGAAAGGAACCAAUGUUGAUGUUAAGGUUUUGCUGGGCCUCUUUUGUGAUGUUCAUCACAGCUUCUGCCCUGGCAUGUCAUCGGCUACUAAUCUCUUUGUCUGAAACCUUCUUGGGACCGGUAUCACUCACUCCCAAGCGACUUGCAAUGAGCACAUGAAACUCUACUACCAUCUCAUGGAAACAGAUGUCAUUUCGAUGAAGUCAUGAUACGCAUAGUCACGUACAUCUUUGGUAUGUAUCAAAAGUUGGUCGUGUAAACGACCCUAGCAAUUCGCUAGUCACACAUAGUAAUAGUAUGAAUCAAGGAUCAGUGCACUUGAAAGUCAUCUACAAUUCUACAUCGGCGGACUUGUAAAUAGCCAAAGGUCUGUACGUAUUAUCAAUCUAGUAGAACUACAUGUAAGCCCAGCAAAAAUUGCAGUUUUAUUUUUAUUUUUUUUGGUUAAAAGGGUUUGUAGCCAAAAGAACCAAAAGAAUUUGACUGGUCAUAAUGUUUAUGAAGAUUUAUUCUUUAAUGUAGAAUCAAUGGUUAAUUUCCAC